AAAAAUUAGCAGCAAGAGAAUCUGAAUUAUAGAGUGAGGGAAAAAUGUGGCACCACAUGAACAAAAAUAACCCCAGAAACAAUCCUUGCCCUGCAGCUAAAUCUCCCCUUUGCCCCAGGCAACAAAGUGGCCGCAGCGCUGAGCGCGUCCGUGGUUAAUAAUAAAUGGCUGUCAGCCCCACAGCUCCGGCCCUUCCGUCACGCCUUCUGCCAGGGCUGCCCCGGCACAGCUCCAGAGCCCACCCAGCCUUGUACACGCUACGACAGCACCCGGAGGUAAGAGGCACAUCAGGCAGUAACGCACCAAGGCAGGUGCGUGGGGCGAUGGUGAGGGGAGGACCAUCCUUCUGUGCAAGAUGAUUGCGAAGAUAACGUAUAGGCUGGCAAGACAUGUGUCCACUGAGGCACAUAGAACCACGCAGGUGAGAAGAUUUCUGCAUGGUGCUUAUUUCAGGAUUCAGCCCUCCAUACAGGAAGCCCUGAUGGAGGGGAGACCGGUCGUAGCCUUGGAGAGCACCAUCAUUACACAUGGCAUGGCCUAUCCUCAGAAUCUGAGCAUGGCCAGAGAGGUAGAAAAAAUUGUAAUGAGAAAUGGAGCAGUGCCAGCCACUAUAGGAAUUUUAAGGGGUCAAAUCCACGUGGGACUCACAGAUGAGGAACUUCAGUUCUUGGCAAGCAGUAAAAAUGUAAUUAAAGUGUCUCGGAGAGAUCUUCCCUAUGUCCUCAGCCAGGGUUUGUCUGGUGGAACUACUGUAUCCGGAACCAUGAUUGCAGCACACAAAGCAGGAAUCCCUGUGUUUGUGACAGGAGGCAUUGGAGGUGUCCAUCGAGGAGGAGAGAACACUCUGGAUGUGAGUGCUGACUUGACAGAGCUAGGACGAACUCCAGUUGCCGUUGUAUCUGCAGGAGUCAAGUCUAUCCUUGAUAUUGGCAGGACAUUGGAGUAUCUGGAAACUCAGGGGGUCUGUGUGGCUGCCUUUGGAGAGUCAAGGAUGUUCCCAGCCUUCUUCUCAAGCCAGAGUGGCUUCCAGGCACCGUAUCAUGUCCAGGACGAAGAGGAGGCAGCUAAACUUAUUGCCAGCACUCUGGGUCUAGGCCUGAGCAGCGGUGUGCUGAUAGCAGUGCCCUGUCCCCAGAAGCAAGCUGCCUCAGGCCAGGUUAUUGAAGAUGCCAUCCAGCAAGCUCUCAGCGAAGCCAGGUCCAAAGGGAUUAUAGGCAAAGAACUGACCCCUUUCUUGUUACGGAAGAUCAAUGAAUUAACUAACGGGAAAUCACUGGACUCCAACCUUGCUCUGAUCCAAAACAAUGCCAGAGUGGGCAGCUGCAUUGCAGUGGCUCUGAGCAAACUACGGAAAACCACGAGGAAGGGGAGCUUGCCUCGCAGAGGGGACACAGCCCUGCCUCAGCCAGUGGUGAUUGGAGGUAUCAACGUUGACUUUAUAGCCAAGGCGCAGAACUCUGUCAUCCUGGGUGGCGGGCAGACAAACGCUGGAAGAGUAAGACGAACUUUUGGCGGCGUUGGAAGAAACUUGGCAGACUGCUUAAGCCGUCUUGGGCUGACCCCUCUCCUUCUGUCAGCUGUGGGGAAGGAUGAACAUUCAGAAUCCAUCCUGCACUACUGUCACCACAUGGACAUGAGUGCCAUCCUGCAGCUAGAGGGGAAGAGCACAGCUACUUACAGUGCUAUGAUCACCAGUGCUGGGGAGCUGAGCAUCGGCUUGGGAGAUAUGGACAUCCACCAGCAGAUAACAGAGCAAUACGUGUCCCAGUUCAAGGAGAAUCUGUGCCAGGCCCCACUGGUUUGCAUUGAUGGAAACGUGCCUCUUUCCACUAUCCAAUACAUCUGCCAACUCGCUAGAGAUCAUCAGCUAGCAGUGUGCUAUGAGCCAACAGAUGAGAACAAGGCCUCUAAGCCAUUCCUCUCAGACAGCUGGAAAGCACUCACGUACAUUUCCCCCAACCUGCAAGAGCUAAAAGCAAUAAACCGGACUCUUGGGAAUCCUCUGCCAGCAGAGGCACCAUCCAGGCUGGAGGACAUUAUCAAGAUGGCAGCAGCCUUGGCCCGCCCUUUGCUGCCCCACCUGUGCUGUGUGGUCGUGACCCUCGGUGCUCAUGGUGUUCUCCUGUGUGGCAGGAGCCUGGGAGGGAGUAUCUCUCUUCGUCCAGCACCCCACGAGCAGACUGCUGCUGCCAGCCUCUGUGCCGCCCACUACCCCACCAUCCCUGUCAGCAGGGAGGAGAUAGUCAACGUCUCAGGAGCUGGUGACAGUUUAAUGGCAGGAAUCGCUGCAGGGAUGCUUGCCAACCAUGACACAGACACCUGUGUCCGGAUGGGCCUGCUGGCUGCACGCUUGUCUCUCUGUUCCUAUGAGCCCAUUUCCCCAGAAAUCAGCACAUCCACCAUCAGCCUGGAACAAGUCCAGAGCAAACCCUGGCCAGAGGUGAAGGUAUGGAAGCUGGACUAG
Molecule: messenger RNA, 2464 nt
Organism: Meleagris gallopavo (turkey)
Lineage: Eukaryota; Metazoa; Chordata; Aves; Galliformes; Phasianidae
Source: RefSeq, a predicted model, not a curated record